AUGGUUGUAACUAUAAAAGCAAUGGGCCCGAGUCAGUCCAGGCAUUACUACAAGAAGAACAGCAAGGAGGCAAAAGAUCAAGACUCACAGGGAACUACUCCAGGAGACUCUGCUGAGAUCAUUCAACAUCUUUGAACAGAGAUUUUCACUGAAAAACUCUACAGCAACAAUCAACAUGUCUUCAGCCAAGGGUUUGUCUAUUGGCAUUGAUCUGGGCACCACCUAUUCUUGUGUCGGGGUCUUCCAGCAUGGCAAAGUGGAGAUCAUUGCCAAUGAUCAGGGCAACAGGACCACUCCCAGCUACGUGGCGUUUACCGACACAGAGAGGCUCAUUGGAGAUGCUGCCAAGAACCAAGUCGCCAUGAACCCCAGCAACACCGUCUUUGAUGCUAAACGGCUCAUCGGGAGAAAGUUCAACGACUCCACUGUCCAGUCUGACAUGAAACUCUGGCCUUUCAAGGUGAUCAAUGAUAACGGAAAGCCCAAAGUCCAGGUGGAGUAUAAAGGGGAGAACAAGGCCUUCUACCCUGAGGAGAUUUCCUCCAUGGUCCUGGUGAAAAUGAGGGAGAUUGCUGAGGCCUAUCUGGGACAGAGGGUGUCAAAUGCAGUCAUCACAGUUCCAGCUUAUUUCAACGACUCACAGAGACAGGCCACCAAAGAUGCCGGAGUGAUCGCUGGACUGAAUGUGCUGAGGAUCAUCAAUGAGCCCACAGCUGCAGCCAUUGCCUAUGGCCUGGACAAAGGCAAAAGAGGAGAACGUAACGUGCUCAUCUUUGAUCUGGGUGGGGGCACCUUUGACGUGUCCAUCCUGACCAUCGAGGAUGGCAUCUUUGAGGUGAAAGCCACCGCGGGAGACACACACCUUGGCGGGGAGGACUUUGACAACCGGAUGGUCAACCACUUUGUGGAGGAGUUUAAAAGAAAACACAAGAAGGACAUCAGCCAAAACAAGAGAGCAGUGAGGAGGCUGCGCACAGCUUGUGAGCGGGCAAAGAGGACCCUGUCAUCCAGCACCCAGGCCAGCAUUGAGAUUGACUCUUUGUUUGAAGGCAUCGACUUCUACACUUCCAUCACAAGGGCACGCUUUGAGGAGCUCAACUCGGAGCUCUUCAGGGGAACGCUGGAACCGGUUGAGAAGGCCCUGCAAGACGCCAAGCUGGAUAAGUCCAAGAUCCAUGAAAUCGUCCUGGUCGGUGGCUCCACGAGAAUUCCCAAAAUCCAGAAGCUCUUGCAGGACUUUUUCAAUGGCAGAGAACUGAACAAGAACAUCAACCCAGACGAGGCGGUGGCCUACGGUGCAGCGGUCCAGGCUGCCAUCCUCAUGGGUGACACUUCAGAGAACGUCCAAGAUCUGCUGCUGCUGGACGUGGCUCCCCUGUCUCUGGGCAUUGAGACCGCAGGAGGAGUCAUGACGCCUCUAAUCAAACGCAACACCACCAUCCCCAGCAAGCAGACCCAGAUCUUCUCCACAUAUUCAGACAACCAGCCAGGUGUACUGAUUCAGGUGUAUGAAGGGGAGAGGGCCAUGACCAAGGACAACAACCUCCUGGGCAAGUUUGAGCUCACAGGUAUCCCUCCUGCUCCCAGAGGUGUACCACAGGUGGAGGUGACUUUUGACAUCGACGCCAACGGCAUCCUGAAUGUGUCCGCCGUCGACAAAAGCACCGGCAAAGAAAACAAAAUCACCAUCACCAAUGACAAGGGCCGACUGAGCAAAGAGGAGAUAGAGCGUAUGGUGCAGGACUCUGAAAAGUACAAGGCUGAGGACGACAUGCAGAGGGAGAAGAUCACAGCGAAGAACUCACUGGAGUCUUAUGCCUACCACAUGAGGAGCAGCGUUGAGGACGAGAACAUCAAAGGAAAGAUCAGUGAGGAGGACAAAAAGAUGGUGAUUGACAAGUGCAACCAGACGAUCUCCUGGCUGGAGAACAACCAGCUGGCAGAGAAAGACGAGUACGAGCAUCAGCAGAACGAACUGGAGAAAGUGUGCAAGCCGAUUGUGACAAAGUUGUACCAGGGAGCAGCGCCUUCGGGAAGCUGUGGCAGCGAGGCAGGAGGCAGCUCUAAGGGCCCUACCAUUGAGGAAGUGGACUAAAACUGCAAGUGCCAGCAUUUUAUAUGCAGGAACACUUUAUCACUGUUGUUUGGUACCAACAAUGAUGUCAUUUUAACAUUUCCUUUUGACACGUCUUAAUAAAACACUUAAAAAAA
Messenger RNA from Acanthopagrus latus (yellowfin seabream), 2211 nucleotides. RefSeq names its product heat shock protein family A (Hsp70) member 1B (gene hspa1b). Gene Ontology annotation, biological process: cellular response to unfolded protein; protein refolding. The transcript is spliced from 2 exons. Bases 176 to 2095 code for a protein of 639 amino acids. Gene Ontology annotation, molecular function: ATP-dependent protein folding chaperone; misfolded protein binding; heat shock protein binding. Gene Ontology annotation, cellular component: vesicle; cytoplasm; blood microparticle. Lineage: Eukaryota; Metazoa; Chordata; Actinopteri; Spariformes; Sparidae. The record is from RefSeq and is a predicted model, not a curated record.